Molecule: messenger RNA, 1662 nt
Organism: Malassezia japonica
Lineage: Eukaryota; Fungi; Basidiomycota; Malasseziomycetes; Malasseziales; Malasseziaceae
Exons: 1
Coding region: 1-1662 (553 amino acids)
Biological process (GO): amino acid transmembrane transport
Cellular component (GO): membrane
Molecular function (GO): amino acid transmembrane transporter activity
Source: RefSeq, a predicted model, not a curated record
AUGUCCGACUCGGACACCAUGGCCGACACGGAGCCGGACAAGAAUGGUUACAAGAGCGUGGAUGCCGCAGACGAGGAGCAGGCGAUAAGGCACGGUACGCAGCCCGACGACGCUUUCGUGACACUGCGCGAGGGACGCGACUUGGCGCGGGGACUGCGCCAGCGCCAUAUCAGUCUGAUCGCGAUCGCUGGUGCGAUCGGCACAGGUCUUUUCUUGGGCCUCGGCGGCGCGAUCCAGACCGCCGGGCCGCUCGGCGCGCUCUUGGGCUACGCGACCGUGGGCCUGGUCGUGUGUGCGGUGCAGUUUGCGCUCGGCGAAGUGACUGCGCUACUUCCGGUGACGGGCUCAUUUGUGCGCCAUGCCGAAUUCUUUGUAGACCCCGCGCUGGGUUUCGCGAUCGGAUACAAUAUCGUGUACGGCAACUGGAUGUCGAUUCCAGCCGAGUUCUCGGCGAUCUGUGUCCUGUUCCAGUUCUGGACGGACGUGUCGUCGGCGGUGUGGAUUGUUGUCUUUAUCCUGCUGACUUCCGCGGUGGGCAUGUCGCUGAUCCGUGUCUAUGGCGAGGUGGAGUACUGGUUUGCGCUGCUUAAGAUCAUCUUUAUCGUCUUUCUCAUCAUCCUCGGCCUUGUGAUUAACCUGGGUGGCGUAUCUGGAGUGCCACGCCUCGGAUUCCACUACUGGGACACGCCCGGGCCGUUUGUCGAGUACAUCGCAUCCGGGUCCUGGGGCAAGUUUUUGGGCUACUGGGCGGUGAUGACGUCUGCCGUCUUUUCUUUUGCGGGCACCGAAUCGAUUGCGAUGGCCGCUGCCGAGACGCAGAGUCCCCGCCAAGUAAUCCCCAAUGCGUGCAAGCGGGUAUUUGUGCGAGUGACCGUCUUUUAUAUUCUUGCCGUGCUCAUCGUCGGCAUGCUGGUCGCGAGCGACGAUCCACGUCUGGACAACCAGUCUGGCACCGCGGCGCAGUCGCCGUUCGUCAUUGCAUCGAGCGCUGCGCAGAUCCGUGCGAUUCCCUCGGUGGUGAAUGCGGUGGUGAUCACCUCGGCGUGGUCCUCGGCGAACCAGGCGCUGCUGGCGGGCACGCGUGUCCUCUAUGGCCUUGCGCUGAAGGACCAGGCCCCCAAGGUCUUUUUGCGCACCACGAGCUGGGGCGUGCCGUAUGUGUGUGUCGCGCUGCAGAGCGCCUUUAUGUUGCUCGCGUUCAUGUCGCUGUCGAACACUGCGCUGACCGUCUUUUACUGGUUCGUGAACCUGACGGCGUGUGGUGUGCUGAUUUCGUGGAUCACCAUCCUGCUGAACCAUUAUCGCAUGCUCCUGGCGCUCAAGAAACAAGGCAUAUCCACGCGCGAGCUGCCGUGGCACAAUCGCUGGACGGCGUAUUCGACGCCCGUUGCGCUCGUCGUUUGCGUCAUCAUCCUCCUGACUGGCGGUUUUAGCGUCUUUACGCGGGGCAACUGGAGUGCGAGCGGCUUUGUAUCGAGCUAUCUCGACAUUCCGCUGGUCCUUACCGCGUUUGUCCUAUGGAAAUGGAUAAAAAAAACGAAAAUUGUGUCGCUUGUCGACAUACCGCUCCGCGCGGCGCUCGACGAGGUCGAGCGGCAUCCCGAGCAAAAAUUGGAGGAGCCGCGCGGUUGGAAAAAGUUGCUGGGAAUGUUGUGGGACUAG